AUGGAGCUGUCCAAGAAGUCGGCAUCGAAGCAGAGGCAUGAGAGGAGAGGACAUACGAAAAGUCGGCGGGGUUGCUUCAACUGCAAGAGGCGGAGGAUCAAGUGUCAAGAGACGAAGCCAGCUUGCGGACACUGCGUCAAGACGGGGCUCAAGUGCGAGUAUCCUGCUCUGCCGCAAAUUGUGCACCAACCGCAUCACCAGAUUCCGCUGUUUAGCUUGCAGGAUAUGAGGUUCUUCCAGCACUUCCUCCUCAAGUGCUAUCCCUCUAUGCCGGUCGCAAAUGAAGGCGUGUGGACACACGAGAUCCCGUGCUUGUCACAAGAGCACGAGUACCUGAUGCACGCGCUUCUCGGGCUCGCAGCCUCGGACCUGAUGCAACAGGAUCCGAGCCUCAUAACCUUUGCGAUGUCGCAUCGACUCAAGGCCAUUCGAGCGAUCAAGAAACGGCUAUCGGAGAUGUCUCGGACGACUGAGGUGCGGCGAGACGAAUCAAACGCUAUGGUAGCGACGUGCUUCGCGCUCACCUUCCAGUCAGUGCAGCUCGAUGAUGGGAUGGCCGACCCCAUCUUUACCAACAUGAUGAGCGACGACGCUGAAGGGGCGUUGGCACCGUUUAUGCAGGCCCUGCCGCUCAUCCAGACGGAGUGGUCCGAUAUGGCGUUGGUGGCGAUACAGAAUCUGAGACCACUGUGCUUUGACGAGGUGGAAAUUGAGUAUCACGAACUAUUACUCGACUGGGUACAGAAGCUGUUUACUUCAUCAUUUGACGCAUACAAGGCAUUACGACAUCACUAUGGAUGGUGGAUGAUGCUUCCACACGACAAGUUCCGGCGCAUCAUCGACCCAGCCAACCAGGUGAUGAUACUCUUGGCAACACAUUGGAUCGCGCUCAAGCAGAUCAUGGCAUUUAUUACCGAGGUAGAAGACAUGGCUCGUCAGAAGCGGCCGUCCAACGACAGCGGCAAAGCAGAGCCCAUUGACCCGGGCCUCGGGCGCUGGCUCAAAUAUCUAAAUCGACAAGUCGACUAUGAGCACCGGUUAUACAACACGUGGCCCAUGUGGGUGGAGGAGCAACUCGACCUUUCGGCGAUUAACCUCGAAUUCACUGCUGCUAGCACCGGCUCCCGGCCCCCUUGUCCCCACCAAAAACUCCGCAUCGACUGCCUCGGCCACGCCAUCCUCUCCCUCCCCAUCCCGCCCCGCCCGGACCCCAUCCCCAUCUACGACAUCACUCACCACGCCCCCGCAGCGGACGGCGCCGAGGAGAGCUUCCGCGAACUACCCGACGCCAUCGUCCCGCUGUACACCUCCUUCCGCCGCGCCCGCGGCUCCGGCACCUGCGAACUUAAGGCCGGCUACGACCCCACCUCCGACAUCCUCGUUUCCACCACCUACCGCUGGGGUCCCGGAAAACCACCCAUCCUCACCCUCCACAGCGGUAACGAUACCACCACCACCUCCAUCGCGGGCCGCGCCUCCUCGCCCGCUCCCUCCGCAUCCUCGUCGUCUUCCUCCCCGGCCCGAGGCGGUGGCGGCGCUAUCGUCGGACGACUCCUUCGCCAUCAAGUCCAAGCCGCCAACGCAAACUCUCUCGUCAUCCUCGAGCGCGUCGUCGCCGUCGCCCACGCCCCCGCCGCCCCCAGCGCCUCGGCUGCUGCUUCCUCUUCCUCCGCCUCUUCCUCCUCCGUCUUUGCCUCGGCCCGCCGCCGUCCCGUGGCCGAGACCACCGACGUCGUCGUGGCCGAAGUCGCCCGCUUCGUCCGCUCCGACCAGACCCGUACCCCGGGUACCUCCAAGCACACGGCCGGCAACGGCGGCCUCCUCCUCCUCGACCUGUCCUCGUGGCAAGGAGAGAAAGCGGAUCCUGCCGACGCCGAAGAGGUCCGCAGACUGGCCGUCGCUAGCUGCAUCUCCCUCAUGAAGAAGGAGGUCGAUAGGCGCAGGGUGCAGCAGAUGAUGACCAUGGCGGCCGUCAUUGGCGGUGGGAGCUAG
Messenger RNA from Parascedosporium putredinis, 1992 nucleotides. The record is from the annotation of a GenBank genome assembly. NCBI's taxonomy places the organism in Eukaryota, Fungi, Ascomycota, Sordariomycetes, Microascales, Microascaceae.